Durusdinium trenchii is the source of this 1815-nucleotide messenger RNA. NCBI's taxonomy places the organism in Eukaryota, Dinophyceae, Suessiales, Symbiodiniaceae. The record is from the annotation of a GenBank genome assembly.
AUGGCUCCUGACACAGUCACCUUCAAGAAUUGCUUCAAGAUCAGAAAGCAGGAUGAUGACAAAGAUACAACUCCAGUUCCACAUUCCUUCAAUUUCAUGGCUCGCCAAGAUCUCCCAAAUCAAGGCCUUGGAAUGGACAAAGUUGAGCGCAUUCCACGUGCCAUGAGGAACCCUGCAGAAUCGCAUAGGGACAUCUUUGCGCUGGUCAAAAGCAGGAUGGCAUCGACUAGCUUGGCCCAGGACCCUUUGCUUUGCAUGCCUGGAUCACUGCAGGCAAAAGCUGAAGAGUUUAUCAAGCUGGCGAAUCGUGAAGACUGCCCCAAGCAAAGCUGGAAGAUUGAAGAUGAACGACGGCAGGAGUUGUCAUUGCUUUGCAAGGCGAUCAAGCGAGACUAUCCUCACAUGCACAGGGCCUGUGCUUGGUAUGCUUCAAUGGAUGAUGCUGCGAACCCUGCUCCUGUGCCUGACUUGGCCUUUCUGAGGAGUGUCAUUGGACAAAGAAAUUUGGGUGAUCAUAUCAUCAGCAUUUUCCCGGAAAAAUCUCAAUUGCACCAGGCCAUUGAUGAGCUGGUGAACACAGAGCCGCCUCUAAAGCGCCACUUGACCCUGGCACCAAAUGCCAGCACCGAUGAGUUCUGGCUUGGCUUGGGUAGCUUUGAUUACACCCCGGAAGGGAAGAACGGAUGUCGGAGGCUACGGUGUCCCUCGGAGAUGAUGACCAUCUUGCAUGAUCAUUACGAUGACUAUCCACACCAGAAGGCAAAGAAAGAGGAGGAAGAGGAUCGAGUCAAAAAGGAGGAGGAGGAGGACGAGGGGGCUUCUGAUGAUGACAAGGCUGCCGAAGCAGGUGACGACGAUGAGGACUUCUUGAUCCGUGACAUCAGGUACAAACUGGAGACUGAGCUCUCUCUCAAAGACCGCGGGCUGAAGACUCGCUCAAUAACAUGGGUCUUUGAACCUGAGACAGUGUAUGGCAAAAGGGAUGGAACAAUGCCUGGAAUUGCCAUCAUCAGUCGGAAUUCGGGGAACCUCUUCAAGCAAACCAAAGGAUGGAAAACAGGUACAAUACAUUCCGUACCAAUGCUGGCUCGCAACUCGAUGUACAAGCCAGAUAUGGCAACUUGGACAGGAAUGCCUUUGCCACACCUGGGCCGAGCAUUCACCGAUGUCCAAGAGAUGCGCCAAGCAGCAGGAGGAACAGGAUUCAUUCACGAAACGCUGAAGUCAUUCUCCAUUCCAACAUCCAAAGCAACGAUUUUGGUGGACCUCUAUGGCUACGAUGGUGCCCUGGCCAUGGCAUCCCUGGAGGAUCUUGCUGAUGGCAAAACAUCCGCUUGUGGAACAAUGUGCUUGGACAACAGUGGAAGCGACAUCAUGUGUCGGCUUGGGAACACUUUGUACUCUUCGGCUCGGGCUGGGCGGGUUUCCCUCACAGGAUUCCCAGACAUAAGCCCGAUAGUGGCCAGCAUCAAGAGUGGAGCACCGACAAACUCAGAGAAGACCUACAAAGUCACAUCGCAGGUGGCAAAUCGUCUUAUGAUCUUGCAAUCUCUGGCUACAAAGUUCAUUGAGGAGCCCACUACCAAGGACCGUGCCGAGGCAGAGAUUGCAAGUCACAACGAGCGCUUCAACAAGGAUGGCCAGUAUCUUCUGAGUGAGUCGAACAAAGAUGCCGAAGCACCCCAAGCUGAUGAGCCUGCAGCGAAACGUGUCAAGCUUGAGGAGUGCACUGAGCAGCAUGUCUCUACUCUGAAGAAUGUGGGCCGAAAUCAAUUCCUGGAUAAGAGAGAAUUGCUGCAUGGCCCAAACGUUUGA